AAUAAUACUCAGAGUUUGUAUCGAUAUACUAGUACAUUUUUUCUUGUAAACUCUAAUAAGAGAGAGUCUCCCUGGUGCCCACUUGGCCGACUACCCUCUUUGAGAUCAGCAUUCAUUGGUAAAUCUCCUUGAUUACUUUGAAUUGUCGAUCUCGAAUCGUAAAAAACAGGCUGUUCGUUUUGGGUAGUAUUAUGUUUCGUUCACCUGGUCAAAAAUUAGGUUUUGCCCCAAUAUUUUGGUAAAAUUCAAUUAGAGUCGUCCCUGACUCCUAAAAUUAAAGUACCUCUUAUAAAUAUCAGCAUUAGGCUAUUUGUGAUUUCAAUAAAUAAGCAAUUACGGGAAUUGGAGCUUCAAACACGCAAUGGAAAUUUUAUUCGAAUAUAAAGCGAAAGCCAGCAAAAUUUUCAAUACAGGUCAUUGAGGUGCAUAGAAAAUGCAAUUUAAUAUCGGAGAUAAAAUUAUGUACUUGGGAACGUAGGAGUAAAAAAUUUCCAAUUAUUUUAACAAUCAAUAAAGUUCAAGGUGGAACUUAAUCCUUCGAUUAUCAUUAAUCUGUAAUGCAAUAUCUGGCAAGUGACCUAAUACCCAAAGUAUUGUUAUCGAGAUGAACAAUUGUCGGUAAGGAGAAUGAACCAAUCAGAUAGUCGAUUUUUUAUAGAAAUAACAAAAAUCUUAAUCUUGAGAAACAUGUUUACCUAUUUAUUACUUUUUAACCCUCCGGAAACCUAUAUAAAGUGUCCGAUAAGCGAUACCGUUUCAGUAUUGUUUGAUACUUAUUAGUGAAUAGUUGAAAAGUGCAACACAACUUUUCUCAAGCUUAAACGUUUCUGCAUGAGGCAGGGGGGUUUUUCGGUACUCGUUUGAACAGGUUAUGGACUCGGCUCUAAAACAAAGCAGAAAGCCAAAUCCUAGAGAAAAUGCAUUCCCUUUAUCAGCUGCAACCUUCUGGUAUACGAUUCCAACUUUCGUUCAGGGCUUCAAGCGUGACUUAGAAGAGUCCGACUUGACCGAGACUCUGACCGAACACAAGUCGAGUAUAUUGGGAAAUAAAAUGGAAAAAGCUUGGAAAGCUGAAGAGAUUAAAGCCGCGAAGGCAAAUCGUAAACCGUCACUGGAAAGAGUACUCUUUAAAGUUUUUGGUUUUGAAUUUAUUUUUUAUGGUAUUGUUUUAGCACUGAGUGAAGCGAUAAGAUUGAACCAGCCACUAUUUUUGGGCAAAUUUGUUGCGUUCUUUGACACUUAUCGAACGACGGUUAUUCGAGAUGCGGCCAACGUUGUCAGUGAUGGAACCGCACAAAAUCAUUCUGAGGAAAUUGGACAACCUUUGGCCCUGGGAAAACUCCUAACAUUCUACCAACCCCUGAAUACUGAAGUAUCCGAAACCGAUGCUUACUGGUAUGCCGCCGGAGUCGUGAUAUGUUCACUCGCAAACAUUGCAUUUUCGCACCCUCAAAUGUUGGGGGUGAUGCAUUUAGGGAUGAAAAUGAGAGUUGCAUGUUGUUCACUGAUUUACCGCAAAACACUAAAAUUGAGUAAAACUGCUUUGGGUCAAACAACUGCCGGUCAAGUAGUCAAUUUGUUAUCAAAUGAUGUGAAUAGGUUUGAUAUUGGUCUACUUUUCGCCCAUCAGUUAUGGGUGGGACCUCUUGAAACCAUCGUUUGUACUUAUUUCAUGUACUUGCAAGUUGGAUAUUCGGCGAUCAUUGGUGUCGCGUUUCUUCUUCUCUUUAUACCGCUACAAAUUUUCUUGGGGAAGCGAAUUUCGGUUCUCCGUCUGAGAACUGCCCUUCGAACCGACGAACGCGUCCGGUUAAUGAACGAAAUCAUCUCCGGCAUCCAAGUGAUCAAAAUGUACGCCUGGGAGAAACCCUUCGCAAAACUGGUAUCUCUCGCCCGUCGCUACGAAAUCAAAUCAAUCCGAAUCUCCUCCUACAUGCGAGGAAUCACUCUCUCCUUCAUUAUGUUCACAACUCGCAUGUCAAUUUUCGCAAGUGUCUUAGCAUACGUCCUGUUUGACAAUACCAUAACCGCCGAAAAAGUCUUCGUCUUGACUUCAUUCUAUAACAUUUUGCGUCAAACCAUGACCGUAUUUUUCCCACAAGGCAUUUCGCAAGUGGCCGAGGCGCGAGUCUCCAUCGCCCGAUUGAACAAAUUCAUGCUUUAUGACGAGACCCAAAUCGCUAAAGAAUUGAAACGGCGACAAGCCGAAGGCAAGAAGGAGAACUUAAUUUCGAAUGGGAUUGACGCAGCUAGGGAUUUGGGGGUUUUCAUGAAAAAUGCUUCAGCGAAGUGGAGCGAAGCCUCGAGUGAUAAUACACUCAAUAAUGUGAAUUUGACAGCAACUCCGGGGAAAUUGGUGGCGGUUAUUGGGCCGGUUGGGAGCGGCAAAAGCAGUCUGUUCCAUGCGAUUUUACAAGAGUUGCCUUUGUUUGAUGGGAGUUUGUCGGUUAAUGGUGAAAUUAGUUACGCGUCGCAGGAGCCGUGGUUAUUUGCUGGAAGUGUGCGGCAAAAUAUACUUUUCGGCCUUCCUAUGGACAAGCUCAGAUACAAGACUGUGGUAAAAAAGUGUGCCUUAGAACGCGACUUCACUCUUUUGCCUUAUGGAGACAAGACAAUGGUUGGGGAUCGAGGAGUGUCUCUCAGUGGGGGUCAAAGAGCUAGAAUUAACCUCGCGAGGGCCGUCUACAAACAAGCCGAUAUUUACUUACUAGAUGAUCCAUUAUCAGCUGUUGAUACACACGUGGGUAAACAAUUAUUCGAAAAUUGCAUCACUGGUUAUUUGAAAAAUAAGACGGUCAUAUUGAUUACUCAUCAGUUACAAUAUUUGAAAGAAGUGGAUCAUAUUCUUUACUUGGAUGAUGGGGUUGUUAAAGCACAAGGGACUUUCAGAGAAUUGCAAGCGACAGGACUAGAUUUCACAAACCUCCUUGGGGCAACACAAGACGAAGAUGAGGAGAAGAAACAAGAAGAGUUGAUAAGGCAGGGAUCUAUCCGAAGUAUUGCUUCGGUUGAAGGGGAAGCCCCGAAAAUCAUUGAGGAACAAAAGGGCACUGGCUCGGUCGGGGCCGAUGUCUACUUGGGGUACUUCCGGGCUGGGGGCAAUUGGUGUCUCAUCUUCGUACUUUUCGUAUUAUUUAUUUUAACACAGAUUUUUGCAAGUAUUGCUGACUACUUUAUCACUUAUUGGGUCAAUAUCGAACAACAAGAUGCUCAGAAAAAUAAAACUAGUGUCGCCAACUCUGAAGAUGAUUUCUGGCACUUCUCACGAGACACCUCAAUUUAUAUUUAUUCAGUUAUUAUAGGACUUUUGAUAAUCAUAACUUUGAUUCGUUCGUUUACGUUUUUCUCCGUGUGUAUGAGAGCCUCAACUCGACUUCACGAUAAUAUGUUUGCGAGUAUUACACGGGCCACAAUGAGAUUUUUCAAUACGAAUAGUGCUGGAAGGAUUUUGAAUCGAUUUUCCAAAGAUAUGGGUUCUAUUGAUGAACUUUUGACUUCUGCAAUGAUUGAUUGUUUGCAAAUCGGGCUUUCUCUCCUUGGAAUUAUCAUAGUUGUGGCUGCUGUUAGUCCUUGGUUGAUGGUACCGACUGUUGUUGCCGGAAUUAUUUUCUACGUCUUGAGGAUUUUUUACAUACGGACAAGUAGAAAUGUCAAACGUCUGGAAGGCAUAACCCGAAGUCCGGUAUUUUCGCAUUUGAAUGCCUCGCUUCAAGGUUUAACAACAAUUCGGGCAUUUGGUGCUCAAGAAAUCCUUGAGAAGGAGUUUGAUAGUCAUCAAGAUUUGCACAGUUCAGCUUGGUUUAGUUUUAUUUCAACCUCAAGGGCAUUUGGGUAUUGGCUGGACAUUGUUUGCAUUAUCUAUAUCACGUUGGUCACCUUUAGUUUCUUGAUUAUCGGAAACGAAAAAUUCGGUGGUAACGUGGGUCUUGCCAUAACCCAGGCCAUCGGCCUCACCGGGAUGUUCCAGUGGGGCAUGCGCCAGUCCACCGAGCUCGAAAACCAGAUGACUUCUGUCGAACGCGUCCUCGAGUACAACAACAUCGAACACGAGGGCAACCUAGAGUCACCCCCCGACAAAAAACCGCCUCCAUCGUGGCCCAACGAUGGCAAAAUCGAAUUCAUCAACGUGUUCCUCCGCUACUUCCCCGACGACCCACCUGUCCUCAAAAACCUCAGCUUCACCAUAAACCCGCGCGAGAAAAUCGGGAUUGUGGGCCGAACCGGAGCCGGCAAAUCCUCCCUAAUCAACGCGAUUUUCCAACUCAGCGACACUCAAGGCGCCAUCAUCAUUGACGGGAUCAACAUCACCGAGAUCGGUUUGCACGACCUCCGAUCGAAAAUCUCGAUAAUCCCCCAAGAACCGGUGCUUUUCUCCGGGACAAUGCGGAAGAAUUUGGACCCGUUUGAUGACUAUUCCGACGCCGACUUGUGGCGAGCUUUGGAGGAUGUGGAGUUGAAGGAUGAAGUGUCGAAUUUGACGUCGGGUUUGAAUUCGAAGAUGUCGGAAGGCGGGUCGAAUUUCAGCGUGGGUCAAAGACAGCUAGUGUGUCUCGCGAGGGCCAUUUUGCGCAAUAAUAAGAUUCUUGUUUUGGACGAAGCCACUGCCAAUAUUGAUCCACAAACGGAUGCUUUGAUUCAGACCACCAUUAGGAAUAAAUUCUCCGAUUGUACGGUACUUACCAUCGCUCAUAGGCUGCACACUGUGAUGGAUUCGGAUAAAAUCCUGGUCAUGGAUGCUGGCACAAUGAAGGAGUUUGACCAUGCGUAUAAUCUGUUGCAAGAUAGCAACACUAUACUAUAUGGUAUGGUCCAACAAACUGGCAAAGCCAUGGCUGAAACAUUGUUCAAUGUUGCUAAAGAAAGUUACAACAAAAUACAUCGAAAUUAGUUCAAUUUUAGUUUGCAAGUUUGGGACAGUACUUACAUAACUGGUUCCUAUUUUAAUGUUGCUGUUUUAACAAAGGUUCUGCGAUAAUAGUUUUAAUUUGGAAAAACAAUUUUAUAUUUUAUACACCGUAUAUUUAUUUAUGUAAUAAAUUUAUGUUCUGUA
Messenger RNA from Tribolium madens (black flour beetle), 5050 nucleotides. Its product is annotated as probable multidrug resistance-associated protein lethal(2)03659. Bases 872 to 4888 code for a protein of 1338 amino acids. Lineage: Eukaryota; Metazoa; Arthropoda; Insecta; Coleoptera; Tenebrionidae. The record is from RefSeq and is a predicted model, not a curated record. Gene Ontology annotation, molecular function: ATP hydrolysis activity; ATP binding; ABC-type transporter activity. Gene Ontology annotation, cellular component: membrane. The transcript has 9 exons. Gene Ontology annotation, biological process: transmembrane transport.